Molecule: messenger RNA, 2531 nt
Organism: Syngnathoides biaculeatus (alligator pipefish)
Lineage: Eukaryota; Metazoa; Chordata; Actinopteri; Syngnathiformes; Syngnathidae
Product: C-type lectin domain family 4 member F-like
Exons: 5
Coding region: 1-2289 (762 amino acids)
Source: RefSeq, a predicted model, not a curated record
AUGAGAGAGACCAGUUGCACGCAAUCACUCUUCAUCGAGAAGCGAGAGGACCAGUUACAGGGCAGGUACGAGGCCCUCAGUCUGAACAAUGAGAGAGACCGGUUGCAACGCAAUCACUCUUCAUUGAGAAGCGAGAAGGACCAGUUACAGGGCAGGUACGAGGCCCUCGUUGGAGACAAAGACCAGUUACAGACUCGUUACGAUUCCCUUCUUAAAGAGCAUGCACGCCUUCAAACCAGUAAAACCACGGUGGCUGCUGAAAGGGAUGAGUUCAAGUCCCGCCUACAGAGUCUGAACAAUGAGAGAGACCAGUUGCAACGCAAUCACUCUUCAUCGAGAAGCGAGAAGGACCAGUUACAGGGCAGGUACGAGGCCCUCGUCGGAGAAAAAAAACAACUACAGACUCGUUACGAUUCCCUUCUUAAAGAGCAUGCACGCCUUCAAACCAGUAAAACCACGGUGGCUGCUGAAAGGGAUGAGUUCAAGUCCCGCCUACAGAGUCUGAACAAUGAGAGAGACCAGUUGCAACGCAAUCACUCUUCAUUGAGAAGCGAGAGGGACCAGUUACAGGGCAGGUACGAGGCCCUCGUCGGAGACAAAGACCAGUUACUGACGAGGUUCGAUUCCCUCAAGAAAGAAAAAGAAAGCCUUCAAACUAGUCAAACGACUGUGGCUGCUGAGUUCAAGUCCUGCUUCAACAGUCUGAAAAAUGAGAAAGACCACUUCCAGCGUAAUUACUCUUCUCUGAGAACCGAGAAAGACCAGUUACAGGCCCGUUAUGAGUCCCUCGUCAAAGACAAAGAUGUAUUACGGAAGAGCUACGAUUCCCUCAUUCAAGAGAAACAACUUCUGCUCGCGAGCAAAACCAGUGUUGCUGCCGAAAGAGAUCAGUUCAAGUCCCGCUUCAACAAUCUGAAAGAUGAGAAAGACCAAUUGCAACGAGACUGCGCUUCACUGAGGAAUGACAAAAACCUGCUACAGGUCCGUUACAGCUCCCUCGCUAAAGAGAAAGAACACCUUCAAACCAGUAAAACCACCUUGUCCGCUGAAAGAGAUCAGUUUAGGUCCCGCUUUAACAGCCUGAAAAAUGAGGCUGACCAGCUACAACGCAAUUAUUCUUUGCUGCGAAACCACAAAGACCAGUUACAGACCAGUUUUGAGUCCCUCGUGAAGGAGAAAGGGCAGUUACAGACCAGCUAUGAGUCUCUCUCGAAAGAAAAGCAGCUUCUCCUUGCCAGUAAAACCACUUUGUCGACUGAAAGAGAUGACUUCAGGUCCCGCCUUAACAACUUGCAAAGUGAGAAAGACCAGUUAGAACGCAAUCAUUCUGCACUGAGAAGAGACAAGGACCAGUUACAGGCCCGUUACAAUUCCCUUGAUCAAGAGAAAAAACUUCUACUUGCAAGUAAAACCACUUUGUCAAACGAAAGGGAUGAGUUGCGGUCCCGCUUCGACAGUCUGAAAAAUGAGAAAGAUCAGCUACAACAGAGUUUUUCUUCGCUGAGAAGCCAGAAAGACCACCUGCAGACCCGCUACACCUCACUCGUUCAAGAGAAAGAGGCACUUCGAACCAAUAACAGUCACGUGGCUGCUGAGAGAGAUGUCUUGAAGUCCCUCUGCAAUGACAUUAAAGAUGACAGAGAGCAUUUACAGAACAAUUACACUUUGCUGGAGGCUGAGCGAGACCAGCUGGAAAAAAAUAACAAAGCGCUGAACAUCAGUGAAAGGACGUGUCAGACCAGGUCCUCGCUGCUGCAAAGUCAAAAGAAGCAUAUUCAAAAGAACUGGGAGACUCUGCAAGUUGAAUACGAGCAGCUACGCAGAAACCAAAGCAGCCUUGAGGCACAAAGGUACGAGCUGCAGAAGAACGUGGACAAGAUGACCUCCAAGAUGAGCUACAUGAUCUGUGGGGUCGGAUGGAGCGGGUACGACGGCAACUGCUACCUGUUGUCGAGCUCGAGUAAGACCUGGGUGGACAGCAGACAAGACUGCAUCAGCCAGGGAGGCGAUCUGGUGAUCAUAAACAGCAAGGAGGAAGCGGUUUUCCUUAAUGGUUUAUUGGGGCCCAGCCAGCGUGUGUGGAUUGGUCUGAGCGACCUGACCGAGGAAGGAACGUGGAUUUGGGUGGACGGGACCCCUCUCACCAUCGCGUCGUUCUGGCAGAAGGGUCAGCCCAACAAUUUCCGGAACCAGGACUGCGUCGAGAUCCAGAGCAAACCCACUGUCGCGUUUGGAUCUAUGAAUGACGCCAACUGCUUCCUAAGACAACGCUGGAUUUGUGAGAUUUAAAGACAACACGUACCUGCAGAUACAGUACACGUACUUGUGUUCAAUACCUACAGAAGAAAUGGAAAAUGCUGAAACAUGAUCAUACCUUUAAUUAUUCCAAUUUUAACCGUUUUUUUCAUGCGAAAAUGAGAUUGAUUUGGCAAAAUCACCCUUAUACACGCUUUCCGUGGUUGUUAUUGUUGCCUUAUAUGCAAACCGCACUCUGUUCACUGUGCGUGUGAAUAAAAUAAUACAACAAAGUU